ACGAAGACGGAAGCCAAUAUAAUCCGCAGUUCAUCCACCUCGCCGCACUCACCCACGGAGAAAGCAAGGACAUGGGGCUAGUUCAGCUAGUGCCAUAUUAAAGUAGCUAGCAGCGCAGUACGUUCGUUUUCCAUUAGUUUGACCGACUAAAAGCCGUUAUCAGAGCCAGGAGCAUGGCGUUAAUCUUGUUGACGAGGUCUCGCACUCCGCUGAUGAAAACAUCUCGCUCGUUAAAGAGCGAUUUCCGCAACGGGAAGCUUCAAGAUGGCUCCUGUUUCAGCUGUACAUCUCUCAGACGCUCCAGUCAAAGUAGACUGGAUGGUGAUAGGCUGGUGGUCCGAGGUGGGAGCUUGGCUCCGCCCUCCUUCCUAGGCCCCUCGCUGCAUACAGCAUCAGACAGCUACAGGGUUCCAGGCCACGCCACAGACCACACCCCUUCUAUGAGGCUGUACUCUGCUGUAGUGGAAGGCUCCUCCACCACCUCCUCUCUGUACCACCUGGGAGGUGGGUACCCACAGUGGACGGCAUCCUGGCGAGUGAGGGGGAACGUGGUCGGGGUACGGUGGAUCCACACCUCCAGAUGUCUCCGUGACGACUCUAAAGUAGAGAAGUCUCUCCGCUCUCUGAAGGAUAAGAACAAGAAGCUAGAGGAGGGUGGGCCGGUGUACAGUCCUACAGUAGACCAUACCAUAGUCAGGAGAACUAUAGGACAACGUGUUCUAGACGAGGUUAAACACUACUACCACGGCUUCCGACUGCUGUGGAUCGACACUACCAUCGCUGGACGCAUGCUGUGGCAGGUCCUCAACGGGCACCCCCUGUCCCGACGGGAGAGGAGACAGUUCCUAAGAACUUGUGCCGAUGUCUUUCGACUCCUUCCCUUCCUGGUGUUCAUCAUUGUGCCAUUCAUGGAGUUCCUGCUUCCUGUGGCACUGAAGCUCUUCCCCAACAUGCUGCCCUCAACCUUUGAGACGCAGUCCAAGAAGGAGGAGAGGCUGAAGACGGAGCUGCGUGUGAAGCUGGAGAUGGCUAAAUUCCUCCAGGACACUGUAGAGGAGAUCGCUCUGAGGAACAAGGUUGCCAAGGGAAACGUCACUGAGGAGUUCUCUACCUUCUUUCAGAAGAUCCGUGACUCAGGGGAGCGUCCCAGUAAUGAGCAGAUCAUCAGGUUCUCUAAGCUGUUUGAGGAUGAGUUGACUCUGGACAACCUGACUCGUCCUCAGCUGGUUGCUCUGUGUCGUCUGUUGGAGCUACAGUCUAUAGGAACCAACAACUUCCUUCGCUUUCAACUCAUCAUGAAGCUACGAGCCAUCCGCGCUGACGACAAGUUGAUAGCUGAAGAGGGGGUGGACACUCUGAGUGUGAAUGAGCUCCAGGCAGCCUGUCGAGUCAGAGGGAUGAGAGCUCUGGGAGUCACAGAGGAGAGGCUGAGAGAACAGCUCCAGCAGUGGUUGGAGCUGCACCUGAACCAGCACAUCCCCACCUCACUCCUCCUCCUCUCCAGAGCCAUGUUCCUCCCGGAUACUCUCUCUCCUGCAGACCAGCUCAAGACCACCCUGCAGAAUCUGCCUGACAUAGUGGCUAAGGAGGCCCAGGUUAAGGUGGCUGAGAUGGAGCUUUCCCAGGUGGACAACAAGACCAAGCUGGAAGCCACGCUGCAGGAGGAGGCAGCGAUACGUCAGGAUAACAAGGACCGAGAGAUGGAGAGGCUGGCGGACGCAGCAGAGAGGACAGAAUACCCCCUCACUAGUGUGGACAUGGCUGUACACUCAGAGACACUACGAGACACAGCGCCUGUCCUAGAGGGCAUCAAGGGAGAGGAGAUCACUAAGGAAGAGAUAGACAUGUUGAGUGAUGCAUGUACCCAGCUGAAGGAACAGAAGAAGUUACUCACUCUGGAAAAGGAGGAGCUAGAGGACCUGAAAGAUGACGUGCAGGAGUACAGCGAGGACUUAAAGGAGAUAAAGAAGGAGUUAUCUAAGACUGGCCAGGAGAAGGCCGUGCAGGAGAGUAAGGCCUCUCAGCGGCUCUCUAAGAGGGUCAACAGGAUGAUCAGUAGGAUAGGCAAGAUCAUCACAGAGCUGGAGCAGGACAAGGUGGUCCUCGACGGACAGAUGGACAGACCAUCCACUCCUCCUAUUGGCCUUCUGUUUACCUUUAGGGAGAACCUGAUCAGUAUCAACGAGCUCAUCACUGUCAUGAGGCAGAUCCAGAACAUUCCAGAGCACAAGCUGCAGAGCAUCGCUGACGCUCUCGAUGACAACAAGGACGGGAAGAUUGACAUUGACGAUGUCAUCAAGUUGGUGGAGUUGAUUGACAAGGAGGACAUUGACAUCAACACCAGCCAGGUAGCAGAAAUCAUGGUGAUGCUGCAGAAGGAGGAGAAGCUGCAAGAGAAGGAGAAGGCCCAGAAGGAGCAGGCUGCUAAGUUAAAUAACUAGCCCACAGAAGAGGCUCUGCUUGGGGGAGGAAACCGCCUCCGAGAUGACGUAACUGGAGCUCAUCUCUGGACCCCAGACCUCCGUAUACCCUGACCAGUCGACCGGCACCAUGAGCUACCACCCACCCACUCUAAACAGUUUCUUCCAAUAGAAUUAGAGGCUGACUUUUUGUUCAGAAAUCUGUUUCAGAAAGGCUUUUGUGCCCUUAUGAACAUUAUUUCAACUUAUCCCAAAGUACCCAAAAAUUAUACUCAAACAACAUGGUCUUAGAAACAAAUGAUGUUUCUGGGACCCAAGCUAUCUAUCUAAUGGUAGUACUGGGACCCAAGCUAUCUAUCUAAUGGUAGUACUUGGUUAGAUAUGCUUUAUCUCAGCCAUGUGUGAAACUCAUUCCAGGGAGGGGCGAGUGUCUGGGUUUCCGCUCCACACUUGUACUAUUUAAUAAGGAACUCACCUCACCUGGGUGUCUAGGUCUUAAUUGAAAGGAAAAACCAAAAACCAAAAACCUGCAGACACUCGACCUUACGUGGAAUGAGUUUGACACCCCUGAUCUAGGCCUUCAACAGGUACGUAAUAAGGCCGAGGCAACAAUGAAUGAUAUAACAGGGUCUCCUAUCUCACAGCUACAGUUUACAAAACAUUAAGGACACCAUCCUGAUAUGGCGUUCCACCCCCUUUAGCUCUCAGAACACCCUCAAUUUGGCACGGCAUGGACUCUACAAGGUGUCCAAAGCUUUCCACAGCGAUGCUGGCUGUUGACUCCAAUGCUUCCCACAAUUGUGUCAAUUCGUCUGCAUGUCCUUUGGGUGGUGGACCAAUCUUGAUACACGUGUGAAACUCAGCAGCGUUGCGGUUCUUGACACAAACCACUGCUUCUGGCACCUACUACCAUACCCCGUUCAACUGGCACCUACUACCAUACCCUGUUCAAAGGCACCUACUACCAUACCCCGUUCAAAGACACCUACUACCAUACCCCGUUCAAAGGCACUUAAAGAUUUUGUCUUGCCCAUUCACCCUCUGAAUGACAUACACAAGGCUUAAAAGUCCUUCUUAAACCUGUCUCCUCCCCUUCAUCUACACUGAUUGAAGUGGAUUUAACAAGUGACAUCAAUAAGGGAUCAUAGCUUUCACCUGGUCAGUCUGUCAUGGAAAGAGUAGGUGUUCCUAAUGUUUUGUACAUUCAGUGUAUAUAGCCAUACUUUACAACCUGUAUAAUGGCUCUGGUUUGAGAUGAACCAGCUUGCCUUCUAUUCAUUCAACCAUCAAAGGAAUGAUUCGUUCUUCAAGAUCACUCCUCGACUUUGCACACUAAAUCUCAUUCAUUUAUUCCACUCAGCCCAAUUUGCUUUUGAUUGAACUUUAUUUAAUUUUUUUAGCUCCUGAUGUUAAUACGUGUUAACUGAGUUGUUGCUAUUUAUUGUGUUGAAUGUAACAUAAAGAUGUAGGUAAUGCAUUCUAGAGGCUUUAGGGUUCGUCACCAAAGGGACCCCAUUACUUAUAGGAUCCAUAGGAGUUUAUGACCUGUCAAAGUUCUACUGUAGACUAUACCUGAUGUUAGGAGAGACAGACCUGCCCGGUCUCUCUAUUUGACCAGAACCUUAUCAUUUUCAAACCCAUUCUAACUGACUAAAGAAGCAAUCAAAUGUAAUGAAAUCAAUAAUCGGUUGUGUUGAGCUGCAUGGAGCACAGGGUGAGUCUGACCAAUCAGCAUCUUGGCCUUGAAUAGAACCAGACAUUACGGAUACUGUCAAAGAUGUAUUGUUGUUUUUGAUGAAUAUAUAAUAUUCUGCCCACUUUGACUUGAGUACUUGACUUUGUCUGUUACUAAAUCCACGGAGGUGUGUAUAGAGUUAGUUUGGUUGAGUUGUAUUGGACAUCAGAAGGUAUGUCUGUCUGAUACAUGUUGAUUUCAGAACCUUCCUUAUUUCUGAGCUCUAGGCAGAGAAGUGUAGGAGCCUGUUGCUGGUUCGGAGGGCUAGGGUGAGAAGUGUAGGAGCCUGUUGCUGGUUCGGAGGGCUAGGGUGAGAAGUGUAGGAGCCUGUUGCUGGUUCGGAGGGCUAGGGUGAGAAGUGUAGGAGCCUGUUGCUGGUUCGGAGGGCUAGGGUGAGAAGGAUAUUGAGAUGUUACCUUUAAUCCAUUCCUGGAACACAUUGGGGUUUGCUGUGACGCUGGAGGGUUGGCUGUCGUAUAUGAUCAGCUCACACUAGGAAUGGGCGAUAUCCAUAUUUUCAUAUCAGACCGUCCUCUUAUCCCGGGAUUUACAGUAUUACCGGUUUAGUACACAAGUGGGCACCCAAAAAAUCGCAUUGGGCGUCUUAUUAGUAGAAUGCUAACAAAAUUAGCACAAGUAAUGGCAUGGAGGCUGCUACCUAAAUAUGCUAACGAGCGCAGACAAAAAUAAGUUAAUUGCAAAGAAAGGCAGUCCAGCGCAUAAAAUUCUACGUAUAUAGGUAGGCACUACCGAAUGUAAUUUUUGGUGAGUUUUUACAUUUACAAAUGCAUGUGAACGAGAGACAUUGUGCAAAUGAACAGUACUGACUCUGGAGCACGAUGUCUACAUGCUGUAUUUGUGUGGAGUCUGGAGUCGCUAGGGCAACGGGCCUGCCUGCUCUGCUUAGAAGGUGGGGGUGGAGCAGACGAGAGGAGAAAAAAUGAAAGGAAAUCAAGAGAGGGCAGUGGCAGCUGUACAGAACUGAUCCAAAGGGCUUUGACAACUUAAUCAUGGCAGAAAGCAAACACAAUAUGAUGCCCCCCUUACCUUAUUCAUUUAGCCACAUAGAUAGCUAGCAAGUUAAUUCAGCAUUUUUCAAUCAGGAAAAAUAGAAAAUGCAUUAGAAAUAUCUUUGUGAGUGUUGUAAACACAUUCCUAAAAUGCUUCUUAUUGUCAUUUCUGCUCGGCAUCAGACUAAUUUUGUGCUUCAGUUGCACUUCUAAACUCAUAAUUCAGGACCAGGCCUUCUGUCGGCAGGCAGCGCUCUGACUGAUACCGUCUAUCGGCAGGCAGCGCUCUGACUGAUACCGUCUAUCGGCAGGCAGCGCUCUGACUGAUACCGUCUAUCGGCAGGCAGCGCUCUGACUGAUACCGUCUAUCGGCAGGCAGCGCUCUGACUGAUACCGUCUAUCGGCAGGCAGCGCUCUGACUGAUACCGUCUAUCGGCAGGCAGCGCUCUGACUGAUACCGUCUAUCGGCAGGCAGCGCUCUGACUGAUACCGUCUAUCGGCAGGCAGCGCUCUGACUGAUACCGUCUAUCGGCAGGCAGCGCUCUGACUGAUACCGUCUAUCGGCAGGCAGCGCUCUGACUGAUACCGUCUAUCGGCAGGCAGCGCUCUGACUGAUACCGUCUAUCGGCAGGCUGCGCUCUGACUGAUACCGUCUAUCGGCAGGCUGCGCUCUACUUUUCUCGGUGUAGCCAGACUAUUUUUCUCCUGUUGAAUGUAAGACAUUAGGAAAUGUAGCUGCCUACAUUCUUCCUAUGGUAGGCCUAAACAUUAGAAAUGUUGGCCAUGCAUCGUUUUCGCAAGAAAUACCUUGCUUUUCAUUGUAGGUUCAUUUACUUUUGUGGCUGUCAGACAUAUCAUUACACUUCUGUUGUCAUCUGAUGAAAAUUAAGCUAUUUUCGGCCUGAUGUGUUGCACAAAUGUAUUUUCUGUGAAGGAAAACUAUAGUUGCACGGUCCUGAUCACUAUAUUGAAGCAAAAAAGACUUUGGAUAUAAAACGUGACCCCUGUCAAUACACAGCUGGACUCACCUGCUCCCACUUUCUCAUGUUGUGCUGUUUACAAACAAACAGGUGACUGGGUCAGCUGUUCUGGGGGACUAUGGUAAGCUUCAUAAUGUAAAAUGUGUGAGUUGAAAUGAAGAAUGCAAUCUGCUUUAUCUCUUAAUGUAUUGCACAAGUUGACUACAGUUAUUUAAUUUAAAACAAUCUACAAAUAUUAAAAUGUAUUGGAAAUACUUCAAAGAAAUAGUUUCAGAUAUGAUAUAUACGGUAUACCGCCAAAGCCUAGUUCAGGAGGAGUCUUCAACCACUAGUGAAGAGGAGUCUUCAACCACUUGAGGACAGAGGAAGGUGUAGAGGAGUCAAUUGCACACAAGGUCCAACCAAAAUUUGACUUGUGCUUUUAACCCAACUCCUCUGGAAGAAACACAUUCUAUAUACAGGUAUUGGAGAGGUGCAGGGGCUACACUGUGCGUCCAGGGAGCUGUUGUUGUGUGGGGUUAAGUGCCUUGCUCAAGGGCACAAUGGCAUGUAGUGGUAGGAUUUGAUACCAGCAACCUUCCAGUUGACUUCCCGACAGAUUCUUCUGGUCGGUCCGUUAUUGAAACUGGCAACCAUCCGGCUGCUGGCUGGCCUCUAACCGCAAGGGGGAAAUUAUUUCAUGGAGUUUGUAAUUGCACUAUAGUCUAUUAGUCUAAUAAUCAAAUCCAUGUUUGUUGUCCAUGUGGACUCAGGGUGUAUCUGACUGUGUACCCUGGUUCUGCGAUACUAGAGAAGACAAUAGUUGAAGCAAUAAGUCAUUCAUAGUUUUUAUUGGAGAAAAGUUAAGUGUACAAUGUGCUUUUUUUGAGAGAGAGAGCGUACAUUGUAAUAGCUAAUUCAUCAUCUGAUGAAAUGCUAUUUUAGUGGAUAGUGUUUCAGAUUGGGAUUAUUUUUAAAAUUGAAGUCAUCUGCACAUCUAGAGGCUGGUGGGCAUCAUGUUAGGGUGAGUAACUAUCCAGCCUGACUGGCAGCAUGUUAGGGUGAGUAACUAUCCAGCCUGACUGGCAGCAUGUUAGGGUGAGUAACUAUCCAGCCUGACUGGCAGCAUGUUAGGGUGAGUAACUAUCCAUCCUGACUGGCAGCAUGUUAGGGUGAGUAACUGUCCAUCCUGACUGGCAGCAAGUUAGGGUGAGUAACUAUCCAUCCUGACUGGCAGCAUGUUAGGGUGAGUAACUAUCCAUCCUGACUGGCAGCAUGUUAGGGUGAGUAACUGUCCAUCCUGACUGGCAGCAGGCUAGCAGUAACCUAUAAGUUGUAUAGCAUCAGAUUGGCAGUAUGAUGGAGGAGGACCGGGACAACAGACAGAACUGACUCCAAUCUAAGUUCUAGAAGAGAAUUCUGUAAUAGUUCUAUUGAAGUCUGUUCUACAAGGCUAGUUACUAGAGCUCAGUUCGUAUCAUAUAUGAUAUUAUGCACUGCUAUUGUUUUAUGUUUUUAAUGACCAUCGCACCAAACUCUGGUUAGAGGAUUCAAUUAGGUUUGAGAGGCAAGACAUUGCAGUAUAAUGACAUUCACUACUUAAAAUGUUAAUGAAAAUAAAUUCAAUGUUCUUAAUAACCUGUGCUUAUAUUGAAGAUAUUGUAUAAUUCUGUUUAUUUAAUCAGACUGAAAAGUUGAAUAACAUUUUGAACAUGAUUCAGAUGACUUGGUAGCAAUAGUUUACUUCAACAUUAGUCCAAAUCUGAGCUUUUUUGUCAUAAAUCAAAUCUUUAUGUAAAUAAUUAACUUUUACAUAAAAUGUGUUUGAAUAAACUUUGGUUGAUCCUGAA
This is a messenger RNA of Oncorhynchus kisutch (coho salmon), 7974 nucleotides long. RefSeq names its product leucine zipper-EF-hand containing transmembrane protein 1 (gene letm1). The transcript is spliced from 13 exons. Gene Ontology annotation, cellular component: mitochondrial inner membrane. Gene Ontology annotation, molecular function: calcium ion binding; ribosome binding. Gene Ontology annotation, biological process: intracellular monoatomic cation homeostasis. Lineage: Eukaryota; Metazoa; Chordata; Actinopteri; Salmoniformes; Salmonidae. The coding region runs from base 174 to 2441 and encodes 755 amino acids. The record is from RefSeq and is a predicted model, not a curated record.